AUGGACCAAUAUCGAUAUAGACGUUCAAAAAGCACGCAAUCAUUACAAAACGCUAGUGGACGAACAACUAGUACAUUACCUGAUCCUGUUAAUGGCAACUCACAAUCGGAAGGUUACAACAGCGAUAUGAGCUAUUCGAUGUAUGCACAGCAGCCAAGCGCACAUAUUGUGGGAGCUUCACCUCCCACUAAGAAACUAAAGAAUUCGAACUUGGAAUCCCAGUUAUACAUGCCGGGACUGCGUCUGAGUCUGGGUGCGGUCGAACAAAACCUAAGUUAUACUAGGAGUUAUAGCGUGCUGAACGACCGUCAGUUGGGGUCAAAGAAUGAUAAUCCUAUCAGCAUGCUGCGAUCCCAUUCGCAUAAUGAAAGUGACGAGGACGAGCGAUUUCUCCGGUUGGCGAGGGAAGCAUUGGUGGCCACGGCUACGGCUGCGAAGAACCACUCCGACAGCUUAUUGGUAGAUCCAACAAUUCAAAACUUGCUAACAAGAUUACAAUACGUUUCGUCACCACAUGGAAAUCCAAUCAGGCGAUCGGACAAGAUAAGAGCCAAUGAAAACGGCCAAUUAAUGAUUCAGGAUUUCUACCAGGAUUUCCCAAACUUGAGUAACGACAUAUUUUCUGAAAACAGAUUCGGAGGAAACAACUCCCUAGAUCAUGACCAACAAAGACCAGAAAAUCAAUCCACUCGUAGUGAAGAUUGGAAUUUUUUGAUCGGUGAACCUCAACACCUAGAGCUGAAAGAAUCAAGGUCCACGCAUGACCAGGGACAUACGAUGUCUCACCCGAUGAACGAAAAUACAACCACCGUGCUAUCGGAUAACUCGCAACUGGACAAGAGCGGAAAAGAGGAUGAAGAUAGAAAGUUCUUGUGUUCUAAAUGUACAAUGUCCUUCCGUCGAUCUUCGGAUUUAAAGAGGCAUGAAAAGCAACAUUUAUCCAUUCCCCCCAAUAUAUGUGAACUUUGUGGUAAGGGCUUUGCCAGAAAGGAUGCUUUGAAAAGACACUCAGGAACCUUAACAUGCAAGAGAAACGCGGAUAGAAAAUUAUAUAUCGAAAACCUAGAUUAUCUACAUCGACCCAAUAACUCAUCGAUGCCAAUACAACCGAAUUAUAAUUCUGGAAGCGAUUGGUGA
This is a messenger RNA of Debaryomyces hansenii CBS767, 1137 nucleotides long. RefSeq lists its product as uncharacterized. Gene Ontology annotation, cellular component: chromatin. The transcript has a single exon. Bases 1 to 1137 code for a protein of 378 amino acids. Gene Ontology annotation, biological process: regulation of transcription by RNA polymerase II. Gene Ontology annotation, molecular function: DNA-binding transcription factor activity, RNA polymerase II-specific; RNA polymerase II cis-regulatory region sequence-specific DNA binding. The record is from RefSeq and is a predicted model, not a curated record. Lineage: Eukaryota; Fungi; Ascomycota; Pichiomycetes; Serinales; Debaryomycetaceae.